Molecule: messenger RNA, 3688 nt
Organism: Erigeron canadensis
Lineage: Eukaryota; Viridiplantae; Streptophyta; Magnoliopsida; Asterales; Asteraceae
Product: autophagy-related protein 11-like
Exons: 5
Coding region: 205-3453 (1082 amino acids)
Biological process (GO): positive regulation of protein phosphorylation; autophagy of mitochondrion; autophagosome assembly
Cellular component (GO): extrinsic component of membrane; phagophore assembly site membrane; Atg1/ULK1 kinase complex
Molecular function (GO): protein kinase binding; molecular adaptor activity
Source: RefSeq, a predicted model, not a curated record
UCUUGAUUCUUUUAUGGGAUUAUUAAAGAUUUGAAUUAAUUUUUUUCUUUUUGCAGAUUUUAUUGAUGAUGAUGAUGACGACAAGAUAAGUGGAUAGUUUUUAUUGUGUGAGGGUAAAUUGGUCUUUUUGCUGGUGUUUAUAAUCUUUAGGAUAUUAAAUUUUGGGAAUUGUUUUUUUUUUUUUUUUUUAUCUUGUUGAAGAAGAUGAGUUCAAGUGGUGUUUCAGAAAGUGUGAUACAAAGAGGGAAGCUUUUGGUUCAUGUAGCCGAAAACGGGCAUUCGUAUGAACUGAAUUGUGAUGAAGAUACUCUUGUUGCAUCGGUUCAAAAGUAUCUUGAAUCGCUUUCGGGUAUUCAUUUAAAUGAUCAGCUUCUUUUGUAUUUAGCCAUGAAAUUAGAACCACAACAGCCACUUUCUACUUACAAAUUGCCUUUAGAUGAUAAAGAAGUGUUUUUAUAUAAUAAAUCGAAAAUGAGAAAUAACUCGACCCCACCUCAACCUGAAGAAAUAGAAUCACCUGACAAAAUCCAUCCUGACCCUUCACGACCAUCAUCAUCGUCCAACGAUCCUCAUCCAUUGGAGGACGCUGCUGAUCCUGCUUUAAAAGCGCUAGCUUCAUACGCGAUACAGUUUAGGUACCAUUAUCAGUUCGGAGAUGCCAUCUGUCGACGUACCCUUUUGAAAUACGAGAUAUGCGAGAGGCUUUUAAGAGAGCAGAAGGUGCAAGAGAAGGCAUUAGAGAUUGCCAGGGGUAAUUUGGACCAUAUCUAUAAGAUGAUCCUUCAUAAUUACACAGAUUUUGUUCGGCGCUAUUCUCAUCAGCAGAAAUCACAUUCUAAUCUUUUAGUUAAUUUUUGGAGGGAUUUGGAGAGAUUAAGAGCUAUUAAACUUAUACCCGUGUUACAGACUGAUAGUUGCAAGUGUUUAUCAGAUUUUGUGAAGGACGAAAAUCUGAGUAAAAUGAUGGAAGAUUGCAACAAUUUGCAUAGGCAGUUUGAAAGUAAAGUUGGCGAUUUUAAGCAAGAAUUUAGAGAGCUAAAGGGUAGUACAGAACAAUUGUUUUCUAGUGCAGCUUCGAUUAUUAGUAGUGAUUUGGAGAAAACUAUCAAGGAGCAUCGACACUAUAUAACUGAGCAAAAGAGUAUAAUGCAAGCUUUGAGCAAAGAUGUCAGCAUGGUAAAGAAACUCGUGGGCGAAUGUUUGACAAGUCAACUAUCUAAUUCUGUUCGUCCGCAUGAUGCUGUUUCUGCAUUAGGUCCCAUGUACGAUGGUCAUGACAAAAAUUAUCUUCCUAAAAUGCAAGCAUGUGAGCGUGCUGUUUCAAACCUCUUUCUGUUUUGCAAGGAAAAAAAGUCAGAAAUGAACAGUUUUGUUCAUGGGUACAUGCAAAAGAUUGCAUAUAUUCAGUACACAAUCAGAGAUGUUAGGUACAAGUUUUCGGUUUUCAAUGAAGCAAUGAUUCAUCAAAGUGACCAAUUUGAGCACUUAAGAGUUGUUCGUGGGAUUGAGCCCGCCUAUCGAGCUUGUCUUGCUGAAAUUGUGAGAAGAAAGGCAUCUAUGAAACUUUAUAUGGGGAUGGCAGGCCAAUUGGCUGAAAAGCUUGCAUCUAAACGGGAAUCUGAAGUGAGAAAACGAGAGGAGUUUCUUAAAAUACACAGUUUAUAUAUACCCCGAGAUGUUUUAGCAUUAAUGGGAUUGUAUGAUACUCCAAGCACAUGUGACGUUAAUGUAGCUCCAUUUGAUAGUAAUUUACUUGAUCUUGAUAUAUCAGAUUUGGACCGGUUUGCCCCUGAACAGUAUAAUGACUCUGAGGAGUCUAUUGAUUUGGAGGAGAUUGCUGGGACAAAUAAGUUGGAAGUUGAGAACGCAAAGUUAAAAGCUGAACUUGCUUCUGCUAUAGCUCGUCUUUGCUUUUUCCCGUUGGAGAUUGAGUCUGAAUCUGUAAAUGAGAGUAAAAUGGACAAUACACUGAAAGAGGGCGCUGAAAAGGCAAAUGAAGCUCUGCGUUUGAAAGAUGAAUAUGGGAAACAGUUAGAAUCUAUUUUAAAAGAAAAACAAAUGCAAUGCGAGUUGUAUGAGAAGCGGAUAAAAGAGCUGGAGGAAAGGCUAUCUGAUCAGUAUUCAAAAGGGGAUUCCUUUUUGACUGGGAAAAUAGGUGAUAGCAAAUCAGAGAUAUCAGGCUAUGGAGAAGCACAGGGGCAUAAUGGUCAAUUUUCUGAGCCUAUGGAUGAUGCUUCAUAUGGUUAUAAUUCAUUAGUUUCAAAAUCGGGUUUUGAUAAAUUUGACAAGAAUUUGGAUGAUACGAUGAGUGAUUCAUCCGCAAUGGUAAACCCGAACGCUAGUUUGGACUUAUCAAUGCAAGAACCCAACCAGGAUGAAUCUCAUGUGAAUGAAAAUGACGAGAAAGAGGACCCGGUGCCAGAUAAUGGGAUCCGGUUGGUUACUAGUUCCACAGCUGACAAUAUGUCUGAACAUGGGAAGACUGAUGGGAAGACUGAUGACCUUGUGGUGGAAUUGCAGCAGAUAAUCAAAGAGAAGUCGAAUCUACUGAUGGAAAUGGAAACUAAACUUCAGGCUGCAACAGAGGAGGUCAUACAGAUUACUAGGGAUUUGGAAACUAAUCGGAAUCUUUUAGACGAGUCUCAGAUGAAUUGUGCUCACUUAGAGAAUUGUCUUCGCGAAGCUCGAGAAGAAGCUCAAACUCAUCUUUGUGCAGCCGAUAGAAGGGCAUCUGAGUAUAACACAUUGCGGGGAUCGACUUUAAAAUUACGGAGCUUCUUUGAACGACUUAAAGUUUGUGCUUCCUCAGAUGGUGUCACUGCUUUCGCUGACUCAUUGCAAUCUUUAGCUCAAUCUCUAACCAAUUGCAGUUCUGCAAAUGACAAUGCUGAUGAUGGUACUGCUGAAUUUCGUGAAUGUGUUCGGGAGUUCGCUAAAAAAGUUGGGCUUUUGGCUAAGCAUCGUGCUGAGUGGAUCGACAGGUACACAAAAGCUGAAGCUUCCGCCAAACAACUUGCAAAGGAGCUGGAUGAAAAGAACGUGUUAUACAGCGCUUUGUACAUGAAGCAUCAAUCCGACAAACAGGCUAACAGAGAGAAGGUAUCUUUUGGACGUUUAGAACUUCAUGAAAUUGCUGCAUUUGUACUCAACAAAGCUGGAAUAUACACAGCAAUUAACCGAUACUGUAAUCAUUACUACCUCUCUCCAGAGUCGGCUGCAUUGUAUGUCGACAACAUUGAACAUCGUCCCACUUACAUUGUUGGCCAGAUUGUGCACAUUGAGCGACAGACUGUAAAACCAUUACUACCCUCUCUGGUUCAAGGCGGGGAUGGAAGUGGCUCCAGCCGAUUAGGCUUGAGUCCAGGUCCCAGUAAUGCAAACCCAUACAGUUUAGCAGUUGGGUGUGAGUUUUUCGUGGUGACAGUAGCUAUGUUGCCAGAUACGGCCAUUUAACCACCACCUGCCGCUGCUUCCUGAUCUAAAAGACUCGAUAAGAUAUGAUGGAAGAAAUAAAAAAGAUGCAGCAGUGAAGUGUACAUACAUUUUCUUUACUUGAAUUGUUAAUUGAAACUGUUCUGUUUGAUCUCUUUCUACAGUUGCUUAUUUCCGCUCAUUUGUAUAGUAGCUCUCUUAGCAUAUAAAAACCCUGUGUGUAUAUAUAUAUAUAUAUAGCUAAUCAUUAAUGUUA